This is a messenger RNA of Spodoptera exigua (beet armyworm), 4283 nucleotides long. The record is from the annotation of a GenBank genome assembly. NCBI's taxonomy places the organism in Eukaryota, Metazoa, Arthropoda, Insecta, Lepidoptera, Noctuidae.
GCUUGUUCAACGUCAACAACUUAAUGUCAAUGUCAUAAAAAUGUACGAAUGAUGCGAUUUUACUGAUUUUUGAUUAGAAAACUUUCGACAUAAAUAUAUAAAUAAGAACAAUAGUUUAUUAAAGUGUUUAGAGUUUUAUUCUGAUCAAAAUGUCGGCAACGACAUCUUAUAAUAACGAUAAAGUGGUGAUGGGUGAAGUAGAAUACCCGGCGAAUGACCCAGCUUCUGGGGCGUUUUUCCAACCAGAUUAUAAGAAAAAUGAGGAUUUAAAAGUCAUGUUGGAUGGGUCCAAAGACUCACUAAAACUAGAAGCUAUGAAGAGAAUUAUUGGCAUGAUUGCCAAGGGAAGGGAUGCUUCAGAUCUGUUUCCGGCAGUAGUAAAGAAUGUUGUAUCAAAGAAUAUAGAAGUGAAGAAGUUGGUGUAUGUGUACCUGGUAAGGUAUGCUGAGGAGGAACAAGACCUGGCUCUGCUGUCUAUCAGUACCUUCCAGAGAGCUUUGAAGGACCCAAACCAGUUGAUCCGUGCCAGUGCUCUCCGAGUGCUCUCAUCCAUCCGGGUGCCCAUGAUAGUGCCUAUAGUGAUGCUGGCCAUCAGAGACUCUGCCAGCGACAUGUCGCCUUACGUUAGAAAGACUGCCGCACAUGCUAUACCUAAGUUGUACAGCUUGGAUCCCGAACAAAAAGAGGAAUUAGUUUCUAUAAUAGACAAGUUAUUAUCGGACAAGGCGCCUCUUGUUGUCGGUUCAGCGGCCAUGGCGUUCUCCGAAGUGUGUGGGGACCGAAUGAGUCUCAUACAUAGAAGUUACAGGAAACUUUGCUCCUUACUAGCCGAUGUAGAUGAGUGGGGCCAGCUGACUCUGCUCAACGUGCUUACAGUGUAUGCUAGAACAUGCUUCGCGGACCCCAACAGUGAAAAGUACUCGAGCGAUAGUGAGACGGAGAAGCCGUUCUACGAGUCGGACAGUUCUGCCGGGGGCCGGUCGUCCCCGGCCAGCCUGGACGCGGACCACCGCCUGCUGCUGCGCGCCGCCAAGCCGCUGCUGCAGAGCAGGAAUUCCGGCGUCGUGCUCGCCGUCGCACAGCUCUUCUACCACUGCGGACCUGCUCAAGAACUGCCUCCCGUCGCUAAAGCCAUGGUUCGACUUCUGCGCGCGCCUCUGGAGGUACAAAGCGUCGUACUCAACUCUAUAGCUGCACUUACUGUUACAAGAAGGACACUCUUCGAGCCAUUCCUAAAGUCUUUCUUCGUGCGCAACUCCGACCCAACCCACAUCAAGUUACUGAAACUGGAGAUCUUAACCAAUCUAGCCACGGAGGCAAGCGCUGGCGUGAUUCUACGGGAAUUUCAGACUUACGUCACUUGUAGCGAUAAAGCCUUCGCCGGGGCCACUAUACAGGCUAUAGGAAGGCUCGCCGUGGCCAUCCAUACGGAGACUGAGACCUGCUUGAAUGGACUACUUCAUUUGCUGUCAAGCAAAGAUGAAUGGGUAGUAUGCGAGGCCGUCGUGGUAGUGAAGCGAGUGGUGGGAGGGGGGGCCACCUCCGCCCGGGCCGCCGUCGCACGCGCUGCCAAGCUACUGCGCUCCGACAGACUGGCGGGGGCGGCGCGCGCGGCGGGGGUAUGGCUGGUGGCGGAGCACGGGGCGCGACACCCGCGCGCCGCCGCCAUACUCGCGCAUAUGGCACAAACAUUCGCCGACCAGGACGAGCUGGUAAAGCUGCAGUUACUAUCUCUAGCAGUAAAACUGUCAAUAACACAACCGGACACGCUACCCAUGUGUCGAUAUGUUGUCUCGCUCGCACGGUAUGACGUCAGCUAUGACGUCAGAGACCGAGCUCGCAUGCUACGUCGGUUCAUUGAACCCCAGCCGGGGAAACAACUGAAUAAUUACGUCGCUGAAAUAUUUUUGCCUGAAAAACCGAAGCCUGAUGUCCAAAGCAGUUUUAAAGACCGUGGCACGUUCACGGUGGGGUCGCUGUCGCAGUACAUCGGCGCGGCGGCGGGCGGGUACCGCGCGCUGCCCCCCGCGCCGCGCGCCACGCUCGCCGCCUCGCUGCGGGACGCCGGCGCCCCACCAAGGGACACGCCCGCAGAUAACCACGAUGAACACCAGAAAAACAAGAGCUUCUACUCGGAGCCAGAGAGCAGCGGAUCAGGGUCUGGAUCCUCAUCCUCAGCCAGUUCCAGUUCUGAAGAGUCUUCUGAUGAGGAGGAGAGCAACGCAGAAGAGAAGAAAGAAGAGAAACCAGCAAAAGAGACGAAUAAUUAUAGGUCAAGGUCAUCAAACUCGGGAACAUCGGAUAGUGAGUCCGACAGCGAUUCGGAAAGCGGAUCCGACAGCGAAUCGGCUGGUUCCUCUGAAUCGGCUGAAAGCAGUGACGAAGAAACCCCAAAGAAAAAUGAAGUUAGUCGCGAUAAGAAGCAAAAUGCUCAACCUGCACCACCGAAAGAGGAACCGAUGAAAAAUGAAAAAUCAAACCUGGAACUUUUGUUAGAGUUAGAUGAAGUAGCUAGUUCGUUGCCCACUAUGACGCCCACUUGUGGGGGAUUCCUGUCACCGCCCAGUUUAGCGCCACAGGGGAUUGGGGAUGCGGACAGCAUAACCCCGGUGGGUCCGUCGUGGGUGAGCGUGGAGGGGCGCGAGGUGGUGCCGGGCGUGGUGUGGGGCGGCGUCAGCGUGGCGGCGCGCUGGCCGCGGGGGCCGCAUCUAUACUCGCGCGCCAUGACUGCGCUCGACCUUAGCUUCUACAACCAUACUAAAAACGACGUCACCAAUAUACGGAUACACAAGAAGACGCUGACAGGUUCCCGCAGCAUCCACGACUUCUCUCCCAUCCAGCUAUUAGUACCCUCGGGCUCCGCCACUGUUACACUGGGCGUGGACUUUGCAGACUCAAUACAACCCAUCGAGUUUACCAUCAACAGCUCUAUAGGUGAAGUGCCUGUAUCAAUAACUCCCCCAGUGGGAGAGCUGAUGAGGGCAGUGACCAUGUCACAGGCGCGGUGGGACUCCGAACACAAGAAACUUAGAGGAAUGACUGAGUGUGACAAGAAAACGGUAAAAAUUGAAGACGAGCAGUUGAUCUGUAAGCGAGUCUUCGAGACAGCCAACGUGGCUGCCAUCACGUCUACCGGUGACUUCCUUAGGUUCGCGGGUCGCAUGAUGUCCUCCCAGGACCUGGUCCUCUUGUCAGUGAGGACGGAGGAGGCCAACUCACGAGUCACAGCCAACUGUGCCAACAUGGCCAUAGCGUCACUCCUCGCCAAUGAAGUCGCUCAAGCCUUAGGGAGGUCCUAAAUAACCAGAAGUGGUAAUUGCUCACAGGAAAAACUUACGACCAUAAAAUUAUAUUGAUCAUUGAUUUAUGAUAACUUUAUUAAAAUUUUCGAGCUUGCUCGGUUAGUUUUGGGCUCGUCUGAUUAAUUUCGAGCUUGUACAGAGCUCUUUAGACCCAAUUGAAAGAUGUUGGAUGAUAAAUAUGGAUAUAUUAAUGUUGUAUUGAUGUAUGUAAUCUUUUUAUUUAGUAAAAGUAUGUUCUAUGUAUGUUUUUAACUUGAUUGUUUGUAAUGUUGAAGAAAUGCCUUUUUUAUGGCCUCUUAUGAAGAAAAUAGAUUUUCUAUCUAAGUUAGAAAUUACUCGAAAAAGAAAACAAGUUAUAAUUAUAGACAUAUCUAAGGAAUUGAACUGAAUCUAGCAGUGAGUUUAUGGAUGCUGCCUUGUUGAGCUGUUAGCGUAAAUGCAUUAUGAUUCUCAGGUCUGAAAUUUAGCCCAGUCUAUGUUAAUCUCACCAUUAUUAUAUGGAUGUUGUUUCUGGAAGAUAGCUAGAUGGUAAUUAUGCCAAAGUUGAAGUCAAAUCAUUUAUAUAUCGAAGUCAAAUGGACCACUAUAGACCUUAGACUUAUAAAUGACAAAAAAAAAACAAAAAGUUCAACUUUGUGUGUCAAUAUGUCGGCCUGUCUUCUAGUGAAUAUAUUUGCUCGUUCCAAAGUGUAGAUUCUUAUGCAAUAGAACGAGCAAGAAACAACAGUUUCAGAAUAAUUUUUUUUUUUGUUACAUCAUUUAGCUGGUUCUGUUAUGUGAGAACAGUGUAACACUAAUAAAAAAACUAUGUUUUUUAUUACCUAAUACAUAAUAAAAUACUUAAUUCUUUUUAUCAUAUUAUUAAUGAUUUAAGUACUUAGUUCAUUCCAUUUAUUUUUAUUCUUUUCUAGUCAUAUGACUGCCGUUAGCUAGAAUCUGACUUCAAGAAGAAAAUUUAUAAAAAUUGUUGCCGAUUUGAAG